AUGCCCAUGCGCCUGAGGAAGCAAACAGGGAAACGGAUAUUUACCGGUGUACCGUUGCGCGGUUCCAUCUUCAAAGGAAUCUUGGAGUGCAGCUCCAUCUUCAAAGGAAUUUUGGACUUUAUUUUGGACUUGUGGAGCCCUACGGAGCCCUUAGAAUUUAUCUGCGUGGUGCUCCUGCUGACGUCGUUUGCCCUUGCAGUGGGCUCCGGAAUCUGGGCGGCCAAGUUCCGCCAGGGGCACAGCUACCUCUCCGUCUUCUAUGCCGAUGCCAGCGCCGCCAAGCAUGCCUUCUACGCCUUCUGGGGCUUCGUCAUCCUCUUGGGUUUCGUGUUGCCCAUGGCCAUGCUCAUCACGUUUGAGUUCAUCUACCUGGUCAAUAGCUGGUUCAUCAACUGGGAUUUGGAAAUGUAUUACGCACCUAAAGAUACUCCUGCCAAGGCAAGAAACACCAGUCUGAAUGACCAGCUGGGACAGAUCCAGUAUGUCUUCUCCGAUAAGACGGGCACCUUGACGCAAAACAUCAUGACUUUCAAGAAAUGUUGCAUCGGCGGGACGAUAUACGGUAACGGCUCAGACAGCGACAGCAGCUGCAGACCCACGGAAGCUCUCUUGCGUUGGAACAAAUACUGGGACGCGAAGCUGGAAUUUUAUGACCCUUCGCUGAUCAGCGCCAUCCAGCAGGAUGACAAUCCUGUCCUGAGAGAAUGCCUGCGUUUGCUGGCCCUUUGCCACACCGUCAUGGCGGAGGAGAAAGAGAGUGAGAGGAGAGACGCGGAAUAUCAGCUGAUUUACCAAGCUGCAUCUCCGGACGAAGAAGCUCUUGUGACGGCAGCCAGGAACCUGGGAUAUGUCUUUCUUUCCCGGACUCAGGAUACCAUCACCAUCAGCGAACUGGGCAAGGAGAGGACCUAUAAAGUCUUAGCCCUUCUGGAUUUCAACAGCGUGCGCAAACGGAUGUCUGUUCUGGUCCAGGAUCCUGAGGGACUCAUCAAGCUCUACACCAAAGGAGCAGACAUGGUGAUCCUGGAGAGACUUCACAGCGACUGGUCUUCUGAGGCCUACACAAUCAAGGCUCUGAAUAGCUUUGCAGAAGAGUCCCUGCGAACUUUGUGUCUGGCUGUCAAAGAGGUGGAGGAGGAGGCAUACGACGAGUGGAGCAAGAAGCACCACGCUGCCAGCAUCUUGCUCCAGAAUCGUGCCCAGGAAUUGGACAAGGUCUACGAGGAGAUAGAACAGGAUCUCCUGCUCCUUGGGGUCACAGCCAUUGAAGACAAGCUCCAAGAGGGAGUCCCAGAGACCAUCCACCUGCUCAAAAGGGGGGGCAUGAAAGUGUGGGUGUUGACCGGAGACAAGCAAGAGACGGCGGUGAAUAUAGGCUUUGCGAGCCACCUCCUGUCGGACGACAUGACCAUCCUGGAGGACGCCGAGAUCCGUGAAAUCCUCAAACCUUCCAACAGUAGCGUCAAAAGUCUGGCUGGCAGCUGGGAAGCCUUGUUUGGCUGUGACUCCUCUCUGCAUUUCCAGGCAUCUUUCCCACGGGACAAGACAGCUUUGGUGGUCUCCGGUGACUUCUUGGACAAAAUCCUUCGUGCUGCAGGGCAAGGGCUGGGCAAGAAGAAGCAAAGCGCUUGGGGACGGUUUUGCGGCUGCUGGGCGAAGGCCAAGGAGGAUGACAGGAACGCGGUGGAAGAAGCUUUCGUAGAGCUGGCCGCGGCCUGCCAGGCUGUCAUCUGCUGCCGAGUGACGCCCAAGCAGAAGGCCCUCGUUGUCCAGAUGGUCAAGAGACACAAGAAAGCCACUGUGUUGGCCAUCGGGGAUGGGGCCAACGAUGUCAGCAUGAUAAAAACCGCCGACAUCGGGGUGGGGAUCAGCGGGCAAGAAGGCAUGCAGGCGGUCCAAUGCAGCGACUACGCCCUGGCGCAGUUCCGCUACCUGCAACGGCUCCUCUUCGUCCACGGCAGAUGGUCUUACCUGCGGGUUUGCAAGUUCCUCCGCUAUUUCUUCUACAAGACGUUUGCCGGCAUGAUGGUGCAGGUCUGGUUUGCCUUCUAUACCGGCUUCACCGCCCAGCCCCUGUUGGAAGGCUGGUUCCUGGCUCUUUAUAACAUCUUAUACACUUUUUGCCCAGUGCUCUGCAUGGGGAUGCUUGAACAGGAUGUGAGCGCCAAGAAAAGCUUGAAGUUCCCUGAGCUUUACAAGGCAGGUCAGAAAGACCUGCUCUUCAACUUCCGGACCUUCGGCCUUUCCUUCAUCCAGGGCUCUUUUGCUUCCCUGGCCAGCUUCUACAUCGCACUCUGGGCCUGCGAAGACAAAGCCGGCGCCAGGAUCGUUGGGGAUUACCAGUCCUUUGUCAUAAUCAUAGCAACCUCGGCAAUAUUGACCGUCACGGUGGAGGUCAUGCUGGAAGUCAAAUUCUGGACCGUCUUCUCCGUCUCGGCCGUCGUCCUCAGCUUAGUUCUCUACUGCCUUUUCUCCUACCUCACUCAGAGUCCCCAGGCUUACCAGGUGGCCCCCAAAGUGUUCCGGUUCCCCGAUGCCACUAAGAAUGCACUGACGGACCCAUUGGCUUUGCUUGUCGUCUUGCUUUCCGUCACCGUCAGCACCAUCCCCUCCCUCACCGCCCACUUUCUGCACAGCAUCCCAGUCUCAAGAACCAUGAUGGAGCAAAUGGUUCAAACCAGGGACCUGAAAACAAAGCCGAGCGAGGUGGAGCUGCCGUCUCGCCUCCAGAGAGAGUCCCGCCGGAGGCACUCAAGUUACGCCUUCUCCCACAAGGAAGGUUAUGGGGAACUGAUCUCCAGGGGCACCAGCGUGCGCAGCGUACAGGAGGCUCUUUUUCGGGAAAGAAGCUCCCUCAACCAGUGA
Heteronotia binoei (common prickly gecko) is the source of this 2865-nucleotide messenger RNA. RefSeq names its product phospholipid-transporting ATPase IK-like. Lineage: Eukaryota; Metazoa; Chordata; Lepidosauria; Squamata; Gekkonidae. Gene Ontology annotation, molecular function: ATP binding; magnesium ion binding; ATPase-coupled intramembrane lipid carrier activity. Bases 1 to 2865 code for a protein of 954 amino acids. Gene Ontology annotation, biological process: phospholipid translocation; Golgi organization. The record is from RefSeq and is a predicted model, not a curated record. Gene Ontology annotation, cellular component: plasma membrane. The transcript is spliced from 18 exons.